Messenger RNA from Daldinia vernicosa, 1515 nucleotides. Its product is annotated as Di-copper centre-containing protein. The transcript has 3 exons. Gene Ontology annotation, molecular function: oxidoreductase activity. The record is from RefSeq and is a predicted model, not a curated record. Lineage: Eukaryota; Fungi; Ascomycota; Sordariomycetes; Xylariales; Hypoxylaceae. The coding region runs from base 236 to 1420 and encodes 394 amino acids.
UACUAGUUGUUGCACGACAGCGAUCCUCAGCUGGAAUGCUGGGCCGAUCAACCAUUCCCUAUAUAACGGAUAGGUCUGACACCUUAGCCGUACCACCGCUCGUUGUCUUAGUGCAACCCAGGGAGUUAUCGUCUCUCUUAAUUAGACAGGCAGCCAUAGCACGAUCGACAUAUUAUCGUCUUCCUAGGCUUGACAGAAAGUCCACAACCUUACUUUGACCGGAUCCUCGCAGACAAUGCAUCUACUUGGGAACUCGAUCGUAAUAGGGGUCUUCGCUGCCCUGGCAAGCCAGUCCGUACUUGCAGGACCCGUUGGACAUGGAUCGAGCUAUGUCGGCGGGAUACCGAUGCCGUAUGAUUUCAAGAGGUUCGAAUAUACAUAUCAUAGAAAUAUCAGAGCGUCCCUGGGUCUCCGCGGUUGUACGAGGAAAAGCAUCGCCGUUCGCAAGUCAUGGGAUAACCUCGAUGAAGCGACAAGAGCAGAUUAUCUACGCGCAGUAAAAUGUCUGGCGGCUAAACCACCAACGAUGGACACGAGUCUAGCGCCUGGCGCUGUCAACCGGCUAGAUGACUUCACUUACAUCCACAUUAACCAGACUAACAUAAUCCACCAAUCAGGCUACCUUCUACCGUGGCACCGUCUGUUCCUCUGGCAAAUGGAGCAAGCGCUGCGCAAUGAGUGCGGGUAUAAGGGGCAUCUACCUUACUGGGACGUUCCGCGGUUCUCGGAAGACCAGACUAAGUCCAAGGUCUUCGAUGGUUCAAUGACAUCUUUUGGUGGUAACGGCGCUCCGGUACCUCAUAAGGCUCAUAAAGUCACCCUUCCUGGGUUGAUCAUAGCUAAUUUCUCACUACCAAUGCCCGCCGGCACGGGAGGUGGCUGCGUCACGGAUGGCCCCUUUAAGGAAUUCACAAUCAGCUUGGGUCCCGUAGCGAAGGAGAUUAUCGACCCAGCUAACAAGUACGGGUAUAAACCUAAUAAGCGAUGUCUGUCUCGGGAUUUCUAUGACCCUGCAAGCAAAGGCGUCCUGACAUGGGCCAACGCGACAACCAUCGUGGCAUCCAAGAACAUCAAGGAACUUAGGAACAAUAUAGAGGACCUAUGGCAUCUGAAUUCGCACACAUUCGUAGGGAGCGAAGCGGCAGAUCCGUUUAGCACGCCUAACGAUCCGGUCUUCUAUCUUCUACACGCGCAGAUUGAUCGCCUGUGGGCGAUAUGGCAGGGCCAAGACCUACAAGGAAGGACAUACGCGAUCGACGGGAAUAGGACAUUCUUAGGUCUCGCCCUCGACUACGCGCCGGACGUACCACGAAGUCUGGCAACGAUAGAGGACAAAAUGGACAUGGGCUUGGGCUGGAACCCUAAGACCAAGGAAGGGAUGCCGGCGACGGAAUUCGGACGAUGUUAUUUAUAUGAAUAGACCUUGGCGAGAUUUAAUAAUUUUCUUUUGUAAUAGAUCUAAUAUCCGCUAGAUGGGUCCUUAUGAGACAUGACUUAUAAUACAAUAGAAGCUAG